Messenger RNA from Paramormyrops kingsleyae, 615 nucleotides. The record is from RefSeq and is a predicted model, not a curated record. NCBI's taxonomy places the organism in Eukaryota, Metazoa, Chordata, Actinopteri, Osteoglossiformes, Mormyridae.
AACAAAUUUUGUAAUAGAAGAGGAAGUGUAAGCAGUUUGUUAGCUUCCUGUCACUUGUUCUCUGUCAGAAGGUGAACUGCUGCAACAUCAAUUUAAUAUUCACAACAGGACAGAGGGAAAAGACGCAAAUAUAUUUCACGCAAAAUGGCUGAUUCCCUGGUUGUGUGUGAGGUAGAGGACAGUCUUUUGGAAAAGUUGAAACGGUUCAGAUUCCGUAAAGAGACCAGCAACGCUGCCAUCCUGAUGAAAAUUGAUAAAGAGAAGCAGUUAGUGAUCCUAGAGGAAGAGUAUGAAGAUAUCUCUCUGGAUGAUCUGAAGAAUGAACUUCCGGAGAGACAACCAAGAUUCAUUGUGUACAGCUAUAAGUACACUCAUGCAGAUGGCAGAAUUUCCUACCCUCUGUGCUUUAUCUUCUCAAGUCCUGUGGGUUGUAAGCCAGAGCAGCAGAUGAUGUAUGCAGGCAGCAAAAAUAGACUGGUCCAGGCUGCAGAGCUCACAAAGGUGUUUGAGACCCGAAAUGCAGAUGACCUUUCAGAGGAAUGGCUUCGAGAGAAAUUGUCUUUUUUCCGUUAGUGUAAAUGUUUAAAACCCUUACAGUUAAAACUGGGUAUUGAA